GCGUUUCCUCGCACCGGCGUGCGAAAGAAAUAGCACGUCUGUUUCAAGACCGCCCCGCGACCCAACAACACAAACACCGAACCGAGCGCCACACCACACCACCUCGCCGCGAGUCGCUCAGUUGCAGCAGGGGGCCACGGAGCGGGCGAGCGUUGGUUCCGGCUGCCUUGCCCUGGUCCGAUCCAGGGAGACGGAUCUGUCCCCCUGUGCGGCCGCGCGGGGAGGCGGGCGUUGUAUGCGGCGCCGCGGAGGGGCAAAUGCGGGUACACUCGCUGGCGGAGGAGCGGUGAGCGAUGCAGGCGGAGCAGCAGCAGCAGCGGAGGAAGGGUUCAUCAGAGAUGGAAUUCUUCAGUGAAUAUGGUGAUGCUAAUAGAUACAAAAUCCAAGAAGUCAUUGGCAAAGGAAGUUAUGGUGUUGUUUGCUCAGCUAUUGACCAACAUACCGGUGACAAGGUGGCAAUCAAGAAAAUACACAAUAUCUUUGAACACUUAUCUGAUGCUGCCCGGAUCCUCCGUGAGAUCAAAUUACUUCGGUUAUUACGGCAUCCUGAUAUAGUUGAGAUCAAGCAUAUAAUGUUACCUCCAUCAAGGAGGGACUUCAAAGAUAUCUAUGUUGUGUUUGAGCUAAUGGAUACAGACCUCCACCAGGUCAUCAAGGCUAAUGAUGAUUUAACCAAAGAGCAUCAUCAGUUCUUUCUCUAUCAGAUGCUUCGUGCACUGAAAUAUAUUCAUACUGCAAAUGUUUAUCAUCGUGAUUUGAAGCCAAAGAAUAUAUUGGCCAAUGCUAACUGUAAACUUAAAAUAUGUGAUUUUGGAUUGGCAAGAGUGGCAUUCAGUGACACUCCUACAACAGUAUUCUGGACGGAUUAUGUUGCUACAAGAUGGUAUAGGGCUCCUGAGCUGUGCGGAUCUUUCUUUUCUAAGUAUUCACCAGCUAUUGACAUAUGGAGUAUUGGUUGCAUUUUUGCGGAGAUCUUAACAGGGAAGCCUUUGUUUCCUGGAAAAAAUGUGGUCCACCAGUUAGAUUUGAUGACUGAUCUCUUGGGUACUCCAUCGCUUGAUACAGUUUCCAGGAUUCGGAAUGAGAAGGCAAGGAGGUACUUGAGUAGCAUGAGGAAAAAACAACCAGUACCAUUUUCUGAGAGGUUCCCUAAAGCAGAUCCUGCUGCACUUAAACUUCUGCAGAAGCUUUUAGCAUUUGACCCCAAGGAUAGGCCAACUGCUGAAGAGGCGUUGGCUGAUCCAUAUUUUAAAGGACUCGCGAAAGUAGAGAGAGAACCAUCAUGCCAGCCAAUAACGAAAAUGGAGUUCGAGUUUGAACGAAGAAAGGUGACCAAAGAGGACGUCAAGGAACUUAUAUUCCAUGAGAUAUUGGAGUAUCAUCCUCAACUUCUCGAGGAUUACAUGAACGGAACUGAAAAAACAAACUUUCUGUAUCCUAGUGCUGUUGACAAUUUCCGGAGGCAAUUUGCUAUGUUGGAGGAAAAUGGAGGAAAGAGUGGGGCACUCAUCCCAUCAUCAGACAGGAAGCACAUUUCACUCCCAAGGACUACUACAGUUCAUUCUAAUCCGAUUCCUCCAAACGUAACUUCCCAAGUUCCCCAAAGGAUUCCAACAGCUAGACCCGGAAGAGUGGUUGGCCCAGUAAUACCAUUUGAGAACUCGGCUGCUGUUGAUCCAUACAAUCAAAGAAGGGUGGCGAGGAAUCCAGUACUUCCUCCAGCCAACCUGUCGGCAUACACCUACCACCAAAAGUCGGACAACUCAGACAGAGAGCUCCAACAGGAGCUUGAAAAAGAUCGUAUGCAGUACCAGCCAACACAGCGUUUCAUGGAUGCCAAGGUUGUGCCACAGAUGUCUCCAGACUUGAGGUCUUCCUACUACAUACCGAAAGGUGUCCCGAAAGCUGAUGUCGCAGAAAGAGCUGCGUUGCAGUCUAGCAUGAUUCAGGGAAUCGCCCCUUUUAAUGGCAUUGCUGCCGUUGGAGGUGGAGGUGGCUACAACAAGGUCAAUGCUGUUCAAUAUGGAGCUUCUAGGAUGUAUUAGUUGCAUUGGCCAUCUCCCAAAUCCUCAGCUGAGUUUAAGUAAUAACACAUGGAAGAUCGAUAAGAUGUCAGGAUCAAAGAACUUCCUUAAUGGCUCUCUGAGCCAAAGAUUCAGACAAUGAAUCGAGGAUCUCUGAUCAAGGAGGGCGUGUGGUGUGAUGUCUGAUUGAAAAUAGAUUUUGGGAAAACAACAGUCAUCCUCCUGUCCAUUUGAUCCAGCUUGUCAAGAAAGGAAUGGCAUCAGUUAUUUGCUGCGGAAAUGAAAAGAUGAGGGGGCAUACAAGUUUACAGGGAAAUCUAUGUACUUUGUAUGAAAGGAAACAUCUGGUAAUAAAAGCACUGAGCUUCUGUAUAUACAAUGACUUGGUUUUAUAUAUUACUGCUGGAGACAGUCGCUUCUUUAAUUCAA
This is a messenger RNA of Phragmites australis (common reed), 2453 nucleotides long. Its product is annotated as mitogen-activated protein kinase 8. The coding region runs from base 294 to 2045 and encodes 583 amino acids. Gene Ontology annotation, biological process: protein phosphorylation; intracellular signal transduction. The record is from RefSeq and is a predicted model, not a curated record. Gene Ontology annotation, molecular function: MAP kinase activity; ATP binding. The transcript is spliced from 10 exons. NCBI's taxonomy places the organism in Eukaryota, Viridiplantae, Streptophyta, Magnoliopsida, Poales, Poaceae. Gene Ontology annotation, cellular component: nucleus; cytoplasm.